This is a messenger RNA of Pipra filicauda (Wire-tailed manakin), 2937 nucleotides long. RefSeq names its product casein kinase 2 alpha 2 (gene CSNK2A2). Bases 44 to 1096 code for a protein of 350 amino acids. Gene Ontology annotation, molecular function: ATP binding; protein serine/threonine kinase activity. NCBI's taxonomy places the organism in Eukaryota, Metazoa, Chordata, Aves, Passeriformes, Pipridae. Gene Ontology annotation, cellular component: nucleus; cytosol; protein kinase CK2 complex. Gene Ontology annotation, biological process: regulation of chromosome separation; protein phosphorylation. The transcript has 12 exons. The record is from RefSeq and is a predicted model, not a curated record.
CGCCCUCCUCCUCCUCCUCCUGCAGCCGCCGCCCGGCGCCGCCAUGCCCGGCCCGGCCGCCGGCAGCCGGGCGCGGGUGUACGCGGAGGUGAACAGCCUGAGGAGCCGCGAGUACUGGGACUACGAGUCGCACGUCCCGAGCUGGGGCAAUCAGGACGACUACCAGCUGGUCCGAAAGCUCGGCCGAGGGAAGUACAGCGAGGUCUUUGAGGCCAUCAACAUCACCAACAACGAGAGGGUCGUCGUGAAGAUCCUCAAGCCAGUGAAGAAAAAGAAGAUAAAACGCGAGGUUAAGAUUCUGGAGAAUCUACGUGGUGGCACCAACAUCAUUAAUCUGAUUGACACUGUCAAGGAUCCAGUGUCAAAGACCCCUGCUCUGGUGUUUGAGUACAUCAAUAACACAGAUUUUAAGCAACUGUACCAGAUCCUGACAGACUUUGAUAUUCGGUUUUAUAUGUAUGAGCUGCUGAAGGCCCUGGAUUACUGUCACAGCAUGGGAAUCAUGCACAGGGAUGUCAAACCCCACAACGUCAUGAUAGACCACCAACAGAAAAAGCUGCGGCUCAUAGACUGGGGUCUGGCCGAAUUCUACCAUCCAGCUCAGGAAUACAAUGUCCGUGUGGCCUCCAGGUACUUCAAAGGACCAGAGCUCCUUGUGGACUACCAAAUGUAUGACUACAGCUUAGACAUGUGGAGUUUAGGCUGUAUGCUGGCAAGCAUGAUCUUCCGAAAGGAGCCCUUCUUCCACGGCCAGGACAAUUAUGACCAACUGGUUCGCAUCGCGAAGGUCCUGGGCACAGAUGAGCUCUAUGGGUAUCUCAAGAAGUACCACAUAGAACUGGACCCACACUUCAAUGACAUCCUGGGCCAGCAUUCCCGGAAGCGCUGGGAGAACUUCAUCCACAGCGAGAACAGACACCUGGUCAGUCCUGAAGUCCUCGACCUCCUGGACAAGCUCCUGCGAUAUGACCAUCAACAGAGGCUGACUGCCAAGGAGGCCAUGGAGCACCCCUAUUUUUAUCCAGUGGUGAAGGAGCAGUCCCAGCCCAGCUCAGAAAACGCUGUGCUCUCCAGUGGCAUGACAACAGCACGAUGAGGACUGGAAAACGACGGGUCCGAUGCUGUUGCUCCCAAUUUUCCAUAAGCAGAAUGAGAACCAAAUCAAACGUCCCAUCGGCGCGUGUAGAGCGACGGCGGGCGGACUGCGCGGCGCGGGCAGGGCUCGGAGCGGGCGGCGCGCCUGGGCCGGACGGCACUCGCCCCGCGGUGACCUCAGCCCUUCCCUCCAGGCCUUAAAGGUUCUCCUGCCUCUGGUUCCUUGUUGAGCUCUUCCUGACCCAGAAAGCAUGGAAAUGUGAAGGGUGUGCAAAGCAGUUGUUGGUUAGUUGUUCCUUCCUCUGUUCUGGCUGUUGCCCCCCCCAGCCCCUGAUGGACCACGGUUAGCCAGCUUGUGCCCGUCUCUGCCAGGACACGGGGGCUGCAGGGGGUGUAGUAUCAUGAUGGACAGUUCUAUACUAUAAUUAAAAGAAUUCUAUAUUGUUGAAUAAAAGUUUUGAAAGAAGCGUGCAAGGAGGAGUAUUCAGUGGGGAGGGAGCUGCAGAGUGCUGGCAGUGUGAGCUGUUUGCUGUGCCCUGCUGGGACAGGCUGGGCGAGGAGAGCAGGAGGAACUUGUUGUACAAAAUCACCGUGAGCAGAGGCAGAGGAGCCACUUGCCACCUUUGGGGGUGUUCCUCCUUUGGAGAUGUCUCUCCUUAGGCCCUACACUCUUAUGGAGGUGCCUGCCUGGGUGGUGGUCUGAGUGCUAAUGUUGAUACCUGCUUUUCCUGUCCCGGGAGGGCUUGAGCAUGGCUCUGUCUCUGUACCACUGGAGCUCCCAUCUCUUCCUCUUUCUUGGUCUGAGGCCCUCCUCCUUCCCAACACCAUCACUGCAAAGCCCUGAGCUUGGAGCUCCUGCCCGUGGGCCUCUGCAUUGCAGGAGUUCCCCUCAGAUGUGGUGCUUCACAGGCAGCUCUUGGGAGAGUCUGGCUGCAGUGCUGGUGGCUUGGCUAGGCUGGGCUCUGGUCUUAGAUGUUAAUGGACUGCUUGAAACUCUGGUCUAAAAGCCUCCAGCUGGAAUCUGCGUGACUGUACACGGUCAUUUCUCUUCUGUUGUCCCAUUCCUUCACUGCUCAUAUGUUUUUCCCUACACAGUUUUUCCUAUACUGAAGCUGCCCAGGCUAAGGGUACCUCUGAGGCAAGGCUUUUGCCUGGGAAGAGAGACCUGUUGCUGGUUCCCAGGGAGGGGAGUUCAGGUAAGGUGAGUCAUGGGCUCCUGCCAGCACAGAACCACAUGGAGCUGCUCUCACCCAGCCCUGGGCACUGGCCAAAGUGGAAACCCAGGAGUGAGUCCUUGCACAAAGCCUGUGAGGGGUACAGGUGGAAAUCUGUCCUGGUGUGUCACACCUGGAGAUGUGCAAAUGUGGGGCCAGAUGUGGACAUGGGCAUCAGGUAAGUUCAACCUAUUGAUGCUGUAAGGCAGAGCUUGGUUCAUUGCCAAGGCACGGUGUAAUGACAGCCCUGUUGUAUCGAGGACUCUGCUGAUCUCUGGUAAAGAAAGUCAUCAAGACUUUCUUUGGCUGGUGUAGAUCUGGCCAGUGGUGAGAGCCUGUCCCUGCAGGGAAGAGCCCUUGCCAGAGUCCACCUGAGGUUCACGGGCACUGGGCAGCAGUGCUGGGAGCUUGUGCUGAACUGAGAUCCCUGCAGCAUGGUGGCACAUCCAAGCACUGUUGCUGCUUCAUCCAUCCAUCCAUCUCCUGACACUGUUGGAUCAUGUUCCCCAUUCCCACCUGCUGCCUGCUGCAGCCCAUGUGCUCUCCAAGUCAUCAGCUUGUGUCCAAAAGAUGCUCCCAGUGACCCUUUUAACUGUGCUUUGUUAGAAAUAAAUUCUUUGCCUACCUG